AUGAACAGUGGAUUAGGCCAAUAUCACAUCAUGGUUCAAAGAAUAGUACCACCGGAGCUAAUUAAGUUUGAUGCGCGUUCAUACUUCAAGGCUGUGAGGAAAGCAUUUCACGAUGAACCUGCCAAAUAUAGCAAGUUUGUAAAGCUCUGGUAUCAUUCUAAAACUCACAAACUCGAUCGCGCUAGUGCCAUUGCAAUGGUGAAGGAACUCAUGAAAGAUCAUCCGAAUCUGAUUCUUGGUUUCUAUGCCUUCCUCCCACCCGAGGCUAACAAAGGGUUUGGCCAAUCACAAACCAUAGUUGGAAGAAGAAGAACACCGGAUGCAACUAUGGAUGCUGCGUUUUCAUAUGCUGUUGAUCUGAUGGAGGCAUUUUAUGCUGAACCUGAAAAAUUUGACGAGUUUACAAAGCUCUUGAAAGAUAUAAAAGCUCAUAGAGUUGAUGUAGCUACUGGCUAUGCAAGGGUGGGGGAACUCUUGAAAGAUCACCGGAAUCUGCUUAUUGGUUUAAAUGCCUUCCUUCCACCUGAGGCUAAGAUAACCAUCCCUCCCAAGGCAAAUACAACCAUCGCUCCUGAGGCUAAGAAACCUACUCAUUCUGAUGUAAUGGAUUAUCUUAAGAAGACUAAGGAAGCAUUACAUGAUGAACCUGCAAGAUUUGAAGAGUUUAUAAAGCUCUUGAACGAUAGAAGAACUCGUAGGCUCAGUGUCGCUAACACAGUUGCAAAGUUGGAGGAACUCAUGAAAGAUCACCCGAAUCUGCUUCUGGGUUUCUAUUUCUUGUUUCCAAAGAGUAAGAAAACCAUCCCUUCCGAGGCUGAGCAACAGGCAGCAGCUAAGAAUAACAAAAGAGAACGUGCAUUGAAUUUUGUUCGAAAGCUUAAGGUCGCUGCAAUUCUUCGGGCUCAGGGUCAUGAAGAGUUAGUCAUGGAGCUUCCCGAGUUUUUCAAUGUAAUCGCUGAUUGGCCAGCAUCUACUGAAGAUAGCCAAGCACAGGAGAAAACUGUCUCUGCUUUAGGUUAG
Arabis nemorensis is the source of this 1020-nucleotide messenger RNA. The record is from the annotation of a GenBank genome assembly. Lineage: Eukaryota; Viridiplantae; Streptophyta; Magnoliopsida; Brassicales; Brassicaceae.